This is a messenger RNA of Mucor mucedo, 1034 nucleotides long. RefSeq names its product peptidase C65 Otubain-domain-containing protein. Gene Ontology annotation, molecular function: ubiquitin binding; cysteine-type deubiquitinase activity. Lineage: Eukaryota; Fungi; Mucoromycota; Mucoromycetes; Mucorales; Mucoraceae. The transcript has 5 exons. Gene Ontology annotation, biological process: protein K48-linked deubiquitination. The record is from RefSeq and is a predicted model, not a curated record. Bases 73 to 876 code for a protein of 267 amino acids. Gene Ontology annotation, cellular component: nucleus.
UUUGGUUCUUAUUAAAAAAAAAGCCACGUAAUUAUAUUUCGCAAGUUCUUUUUUCUCUUACUACUCAAAACAAUGUCUGCCUCAACAGAACCACCUAAAGCCUCUGAAGAACCUGUUCUCUCUGACGAACUCAUUCUUGAAUUUGAACAACAAAUUAAAGACGAAGAAGCACAAAAGAUACCACUUGUAUGUCAAGAAGAGCCCAUUAGUCGAUUAGUUGAAGAAUAUAAAGACAAUGAACCCUUUUUGAAAAAAAUCAAUAAUCUCAGCAAGGAACACGAUAAAAUCCGAAGAUGUCGCGGUGAUGGUAACUGCUUCUUUCGAGCAUUUGCAUUUGCUUGGUUCGAAAGUGCAUCAAAGAAUACCGACUUGUAUGCCGCUCGUCUUUCCAAAUUAAAAGAGACGUGUGAAUUAUUAGAAUCUAGUGGGUUUGAAAAACUAGCCUACGAGGAUUUCUAUGAAGUCACUUUACAACAAUUCGAACAACUUAAUAUCAAUGAUCCCGAUAUGUUACUCGUCGCCUUUCAAUCUGCUGAAUCCAGUAACGCUAUUGUCAUGCAUUUCCGUUUCAUUGCUUCUGCCUAUCUACGCAUCCAUGAUGCCGAAUACGAACCUUUCUUGAUAGAUGAAAUGAUUUCAAUUCAAGAGUUUUGUUCGAUGCAUGUCGAGGCCUUUGGAAGAGAAUCAGACCAUUUACAAAUUAUUGCCCUCAGUAAAGCCUUGGAAGUGCCCAUUCAAGUCGUUUACUUGGACGGUGGUUCAAACGAUCAAUGUGCAGUUCAUGAAUUCUGGCCGGAAGAGGAAGAUAAAUCAAAGACCCCAAUCAAAUUAAUUUACAGACCAGGUCAUUACGAUAUCUUGUAUAGCAAUAAAUAAUCGAUAUAAACAGCACUAGCCAAAUAUGUUAAUUAACAAGUUAUGUUUGCAUAUACACCUUACACACAAUGCUUGUAAAUAUCCUGUUUUUUUAUAUUUAUAUUAUUCUACCUCUAUAUUUAUAGUAUAAUAAUAAAGCACUUAAAUUUAUCGCACGC